Messenger RNA from Kazachstania africana CBS 2517, 693 nucleotides. RefSeq names its product Sop4p (gene SOP4). The record is from RefSeq and is a predicted model, not a curated record. Lineage: Eukaryota; Fungi; Ascomycota; Saccharomycetes; Saccharomycetales; Saccharomycetaceae. The transcript has a single exon. Bases 1 to 693 code for a protein of 230 amino acids.
AUGUCUCUGUACUGGAGUAUACUGUUAUGUUUAAUUGUCAAAAUAGUAUCCGCUACUUCCAUCAAUGGUCGGUUGAAUAUUAAUUUGACAAGAUCUUUGGGAUAUACCACAUCGAGAUCCGCUUUUAGAUUGUACCAAAUUGGCGGCUCUGAAGGAUUGACACCGUACAAGGGUGUCGCCCACGUACAUGAUAUUGAAGGCAACUUUGCGUUCGACAGUUUACCAAUAAAUCAAGGAAUCAAUGAAACAACAUACUUUGUUUUACAUCCUGAUUCUAUAGACUUCAAUCUAAAACCUAAUAGAGUACUAAUUGAGUUCAGAAAACUAGAAAAUGGUACUCUUAAAAUGAAUGCAUACAGAAAUAUAUUUGGUAAGGAAUAUUUUCCAUCGGAAGAUAUAAUUUAUCCUGACAAAUUGGAAAAAAUUGAAUGUAAUCCAUAUAUUGAGUUUACUGUGGUGAGUCAAGCACCUUUAAGACAAUAUUUCAUUGUCAGGAAUGUGGGGAUUUUUCAAGGUGGCCCCUUAGCUAAGUUUGUCAAUACACCUUGGAAGUUAGCUGGUAUUAUAACUAUGAUAUGUAUUAUGGCAUUCCCAUAUAUUAUCGAAAAGCUUGAUCCAGAAACCGCCAAAGCAAUGAAGGACGACACUCAAAGGACACAAAGAGAAAAAUAUGAAAUCAAGGGGAAUGAGUGA